ACGUCUCAUAGAAGUUUGAAACUGACGAAGGGACAAAAAUAUUUAUAUAAAAGCUGACGCAAGGGCGCUAAAUACAAACGUACAAUCAAUAAAGUGUGAUUUAAAAUUCCUAUAUUUAUAAAAGAAUCUUCACAGUCAAGAAUCUCCUGGUAAAUUUACGCCAGGUGCAUUUAUUUAAUGAAAAUAAGUCAAGAGCUAGCUGCUAGCAUGCUAACUGCGUAGCUUUAGCAGCCUCGAUGAAAAUACUCAAUAUUACUGUGUUUACUAAAGAUUUAUAAAACAAUACAGUUGUGUCGAGCCCGUAAAACGCCGUAUUUAUUUUUGACGGUAUGUUUUAUUCUAAACUGUGAAUUAUGUUGAUGUGAUAGUCUAAAAUGUGUGUGCUAAUUGGGACUCAGUGGUGUUUCUUGAAUUUUAUUUUCUGUGCUUGCCAAUUAUUUGCUUGUUAUCAUAAAUUGGCUGUCAUUAGAGUGUUUUUCUGAUGUAUGGGGUAAAAUCAAAAGUGUUAUGCAUGCUGGACCAAUGAUGCAAGGCCUGUGCAUCACAGAUGUGUGUAACUGUCAAAAUGGCUCCUCGGUUGCAGCUGGAAAAAGCUGCUUGGCGGUGGGCAGAGGCAGUAAAACCAGAGGACAUCACACAUGAACAUAUCGAGUUAGCUUAUAGGAUCGCAGUGCCGGCGUGCAAAAGAGGGGCAUGCAGGAGGAACUGUAAAGGGAAUCCUAAUUGUCUAGUCGGUAUUGGGGAACAAUCAUGGUUAGGAGAAAUUGAUGAAAAUACCUUCCACAACAUUGAUGACCCAAAUUCAGAAAGACGAGAUAAGAACACAUUUGUGGGCCUGACGAACCUUGGCGCCACAUGUUACGUGAACACUUUCCUCCAGGUGUGGUUCCACAAUCUGGAGCUCCGCAGAGCCUUAUAUCGAUUUCAAAAUUCCAGAGCUGAAGGACACAACACGGAUUCAGAUUAUGAGCCACGGACGAUAUGCGAACAUCUCCAGUAUCUGUUUGCAUUGCUACAGAACAGCAACAGACGGUAUAUCGACCCCUCAGGGCUGGUGAAGGCUCUUGGGCUCGACACAGGGCAACAGCAGGAUGCUCAGGAAUUCUCCAAACUCUUCCUAUCACUUCUUGAAGACACACUUUCAAAGCAGAAGGACCCACAUCUCCAAAAUGUCAUCCAACAGCAGUUCUGUGGACAGUUCUCUUAUGUUACCGUAUGCAACAAAUGUGGACGUGAGUCUCCUCUACCAUCACGAUUUUAUGAGCUGGAGCUGAACAUUCAAGGACAUAAAAACCUCACGGAGUGUGUUACAGAGUUUUUGAAGGAGGAGAAGCUGGAUGGUGAUAAUCGUUACUAUUGCGAGAGCUGUCAGAGUAAACAGAACGCCACCCGUCGGAUCAAGCUCCAGAGUCUUCCCCGCACAAUCAACUUUCAGCUCAUGCGAUUUGUUUUUGAUAGGCAAAGUGGUCAUAAGAAGAAACUUAACACCUUCAUUAGUUUUCCAGAAGUUCUUGACAUGGGGCCGUUUUUGGAAGGAAAAGAAGAGAAGUGCACGUAUGAGCUCAGCGCCGUGUUGAUUCAUCGUGGCGUGAGCGCAUACUCUGGUCACUACAUUGCCCACGUAAGAGAUGCCCACACAAAUGACUGGUACAAAUUCAAUGAUGAGGAGAUUGAGAAAAUGGAGGGCAAGAAACUUCAGCUGGGCGUUGAGGAAGACAUUGCCGAGACAGGCAAGUCUCAAACCCGAAAGCCAAAAUGUAGCAAAGGCUAUCACUGUUCGAGGAACGCAUACAUGUUAGUGUACAAACAGCAGACAGAAGAGAUUGACCAAACAGAAUCUAACGUUGAAGUACCAGUUUUUCUCCAGAAGCUAGUUGACCAGGACAACAAGAAGUUUGAGGAGUGGUGUAAUGAGAUGGCAGACAUGCGAAAGCAGAGCGUUGACAAAGGCAAAGCCAAACAUGAGGAGGUGAAGGAGCUCUACGAAUUGUUACCCGCGGAAGACGGCCAGUCAUAUGAGUUUGUGCCUCUGGAGUGGCUGAAGAAAUGGCUUGAUGACUCCACGGCCAUCAAGGAAAUUGACAACAGCCAAUUCCUGUGCUCCCAUGGCAAACUGCACCCAGACAAGAUUGGCGAGGCCAAAAGAAUAUCCUUGAAGGCUGCCAAUCUCCUUUUUGGCCGCUACGGAGGAGGACCCAGACUAGACCGGUCAUACCUUUGCAGAGACUGUGUCACUCAGCGAUGUCGGGUGAUCAGACUGAAAAACCAGCUAAAUGAAGAUUACAAAGAGGUCACAAAUCUUGCCAAAGCCUCUUUGAAAAGUGAUGAAUUAGGGUUCUGGAUUGGUAAGGCAUCUCUAAGGAGCUGGAGACAAUUGGCAUUAGACCAGCUAGAGGAGGAUGAGGAGGAAACCAAACACAACAACAGCAAAAUUAACGGAGAGAAAAGCAGCAGCCCAGGAGCUAAAGCUGAUGGAGUUAAAGGAGAUACCGAUGACAGGGACGGUGAAGAGAUGAAGAACUUUAAUGAAGACAUUCUCUGUUAUCAUGGUGGUCUGAGUAUACUAGAGAAUGACAGACGGCUGGUUUCUGCAGAGGUGUGGAAUAAACUGCGGAUGUAUUUCCCCAAAGCACCAGAGUUCACGCAACAUCACGAGCCCUGUCAGCAGUGCAUGAGGCUGGAAAGGGAAGGGAAAGAGAAUGAGGCUUUGAACAGAAUGAUGGCAAAUGAACAGAAGAGCUCCCUGCUCAACCUCUUCCAGGAGAAAAAUCGGCCCACGCUGCAAAAAUGGCCACAGGACACAGAUGUUCUGUUCAUUGUACCCCUUUACUUUGUAGAAGAAUGGAGGAAAUUUAUCAGGAGGCCAGCAAAGAGUAACCCAGUGUCCAAUGUGGGGAACAGUAUCCUGCUCUGCCCUCAUGGAGGCUUCAUGUUUACCUAUGACUCCAUGCUGCAAGGAGACGCCCAACAUAUAGCUCUUCUCUGGCCUGCUGAAUGGGAAGUAAUCAGCAAAAUGUUUCUGGUGGACCAGCCCAUCUCCAUAUGUCGGAUUUAUGACAAAACGCAAGACAAUGGCAAUGUGCAAUACCAGACUCAUCCAGAUUUGUGUCGAGAAUGCAGAGAGGGCUUCAUAUUCCAGCAGCAGAGGGACAUGAGGGAGUACGCGCAGGCCACUGUGUAUGUUCGCAAAGUCAUUGACAAGAAAAUGAUGAUUAAGGAAUCUGCCCCUGAGUUCAGUGUGAGUGGGUCAGAUGUUGAAGAUGAAAGAGAAGAGCCAAAGAUAGAUGGAGAGAAAGAUCCAGACUUCAGUCAGCUCCCUUCUUUACAUCAGUCUGAGGGUGGAGCCAAACGACAGAAGCUGAACGAGACCGUCUCUCUCUCUACACCCGCUGUUGCCUCUGCCUCCAAGUCGGGCAUCAGGAGGAGCACAAGGCACAGGAAACUCCGUGGGGAGAAGGCCCUCAUCGUCUCUGCCAACCAGACGCUCAAAGAGCUAAAGAUCCAGAUCAUGCAUGCAUUCUCCGUGGCUCCAUUCGAUCAAAACCUUUCCAUAGACGGACGCUGUUUAACAGAUGACUCCGCCACACUAGGAAGUCUUGGAGUCAUCCCAGAGAGCAUCAUAUGCCUUAAGGCUGAUGAGCCCAUUGCUGAUUAUGCUGCAAUGGAUGAUGUUUAUCAAGUCUGUAUGCCUGAAGAAGGAUUUAAAGGCACUGGACUAUUAGGACACUGACGGAGGCUUCAGAUGUGGAACAAUGCUGACAAUGUCUGAGCAAGGAUAAAGCUUGAAUUACACAUAGAUAUUCAUUCUUGGGAUGACUUCUUUUGUUAUUUUUUAUUUUAUUUGUUUUUGAAUGUUGCAACAACUUCAAAAGUGUCUUUUUGCUUUAAAACAUCGUGCUGGCUUUUAAUAUUGAAAGAUGUUGAUGCAUUCUGCAAGGUUUUGUGGUCGUGCUUACCAUGACUGUGAAAAAUACGGGUCGAGAUUUCCUCAAAGGACGUUCCAUUUCAAGGAAAAUCUGAAUUCCUCCUUGUUUGUUGCAAUGUCAUGUUCAGAGAUUAUGGUCUGAUGAUAUUUUGUGUGUAAAACAGUAAGUCUCUGUAAAUCCUUUGUUGAAAAGAAGCUUGUGAUGGCACUGCAAUAGAGCUCGUACAUAUUUAAGAAUGCAUGAGCAACUUGAAUAUUAAAAAAUAUUUAGUCUUUGUUUCGUUAAUGUAAAUAACCUCAUCAAAAUACAGCAGUGAAGAAAAGUCUAGAAAAAUGAGGAUAAAUAGGAGACAUUUCCGAAUGUGGAAAUAUUACAGCAUUGCUAAAUAGUUUAGACAUGUUCUGCUACUUGAAAUAUGUAGCAGGCAUUUGUGUGAACUUUUCUGUAUGUUCUUUCAUAUGGGCAAUAAAUAUUCUUUUUACAUCUUCA
Ctenopharyngodon idella (grass carp) is the source of this 4415-nucleotide messenger RNA. RefSeq names its product ubiquitin specific peptidase 48 (gene usp48). Gene Ontology annotation, cellular component: cytosol; nucleus. The transcript is spliced from 28 exons. The record is from RefSeq and is a predicted model, not a curated record. NCBI's taxonomy places the organism in Eukaryota, Metazoa, Chordata, Actinopteri, Cypriniformes, Xenocyprididae. Gene Ontology annotation, molecular function: protein binding; cysteine-type endopeptidase activity; cysteine-type deubiquitinase activity. Gene Ontology annotation, biological process: protein deubiquitination. The coding region runs from base 548 to 3730 and encodes 1060 amino acids.